This is a messenger RNA of Babesia bovis T2Bo, 1025 nucleotides long. RefSeq names its product proliferating cell nuclear antigen (pcna) family protein. Gene Ontology annotation, cellular component: PCNA complex. Gene Ontology annotation, biological process: leading strand elongation; mismatch repair; translesion synthesis. The transcript is spliced from 2 exons. The record is from RefSeq and is a predicted model, not a curated record. The coding region runs from base 121 to 915 and encodes 264 amino acids. Gene Ontology annotation, molecular function: DNA binding; DNA polymerase processivity factor activity. NCBI's taxonomy places the organism in Eukaryota, Apicomplexa, Aconoidasida, Piroplasmida, Babesiidae.
UUAGCUUCUCUAGCUUAUAUUUCAUAACACAUUGUGUAUAUAUAGUGUUUCUUUACUGUUGGGUCGGUUAUAUAUCCAAUCUCGUUAGUGUGUCUAGUUGUGUGUUAGUACUACGUCACGAUGUUUGAAUGUCGUUUGGAUGGUAUGUUUUUACGUCGUCUCUUUGAGGCUUUACGUGAGAUAUGCAACGAUGUCAGCAUUGACUGUUCCGAGGAUGGUCUAUCCAUGCAAGCUAUGGACAACAGUCACAUAUCGUUGAUUCACCUUUGUCUAGCUCCAGAUUUCUUCCAGCUUUAUCGUUGCGAUACCCCCUGUACUUUGGGUUUGAAUAUAUCUUUUAUGUUGAAGAUAUUGGCUGUUGUUCGUGAGAAGAGUGUGAUAUACCUUGCUCGUGGUGACGACAGUGAGGACCCUGUUUUAUUUGUUCGUAUCAUUGAGGCUGGCGGUUACGAUGAGGCUGAGAGCGAUGCUUUGGAGGCUCAGGUGAAGAUGAUUGACGUUGAGCGUGAGCAUUUGGACAUUCCCGACUGUGAGUACACGUGUAAAUGUGUAAUGAACUCUCGUCGUUUCCAGGAAUUUGCCAAGUAUUUACAUUCCAUUGGUGACACUGUCGUUAUAUCCAUGAACAAGGACGUGAUUAAGCUUGAGGCUGAGGGUGACGGCAUUAAGGCAUCCAAGACAUUCCACGACGGUGUUGGUGACGUUCGUGUAAUGUCCACUGAGCCUUUAUCGCAGAUGUUUGCUACACGUUAUUUGGUAUUAUUUUCCAAGGCCACUGCCUUGGCUCAGGAUGUAUCCAUUAAUCUAUCUGCUGGGAUCCCAUUGAGUGUGAAAUUCAACUUUGCUGAUUCUUUGGCUAUGAAUGACGGUGACUCUUUUAUCAACUUUUAUUUAGCUCCUAACAUUGAGGAUUGACGAUAUUGCUUUUAAUAUGGGCUGUAGUUUCUCUGGAAACUGGUAUGCCCAUUUUUUAUUGGAUAUAUGGAUUGAACCCUUUUGUGACUAGAGCGAUAUUGUUGCUUACA